ACAAGUGCUCAUAAGGUGAAAUCGAGGUUCAGUGUUGUCAACUCGAGGCGUAUAACCUCAAAUAUUUUCUUUGCAAUUCACAGUGGAAAACCCGUAUGAUUAAGGCGAGAGAUGGAAAACCAGAAGGACACAGUUAGAAUAAAGGAAGAACCGUACGAUAAUUGGCCAGAUGUAGACCACGAUUGUAAUUUCGAUUCGACGGAAUUCGGCGAAGUACAAAACGUUGAAACAUUAAACACAAAUAACAUAAAUGAGGUUAUGGCGUCACAGGAAAAUUUAGAUGAAAAAAUAUUCCCGUAUUUUGAGUGCAAAGAUGUUAAACUUGAACUGCCGUCUCUAUCGACAAUCAUCUGCAAAUCUGAGGACCAAAGUUAUUUACCUAUUUUGAAAAAAGAAAAACAAAUACGUACUAAUUACUUGAAAGAUAAGGAACUGAUAAUUUUGAUAAAAAAAGAAUUCGAUUAUUAUAAUAAGUGUCAAUUUCAAGUACAUGAGUUCAAAAAGUGUCCAAAAACUUAUAAAGAAAAAGCGAGUCUAAAAAGACACAUCAAUACGAUACAUAAAAACAUUGGACCGUAUGAAUCUGAUCUUGGCCACGAGACAUUUGCACACAAACGUAGCCUUGAAGCUAACAUAAAAAUUAUACAUAAUCCUAGAAAACCCUUCGAGUGUAACAUUUGUCAUACAUCAUUUGGACAAAAAUGGCUCCGCAACCGUCACGUGAAUAUAGUACAUAAUCGUAUAAGUCCUUUUCAGUGUGAAAUUUGCCAUAAAUCAUUCGGACGAAAAGAUCAUCUCAAAGUUCAUAUAAAUGCAGUACAUGAUCGUACUAAACCUUACGAGUGUGAUAUUUGUCAGAAAUCAUUUGGAUAUAGCAAUGACCUCAAGAAACACAUAAAUGUAGUACAUAAUCGUAGCAAACCUUUUGAAUGUGACAUUUGUCAUAAAUCAUUUGGACAAAAAAGUCACCUUGAAAGACACGUAAAUACAGUUCACAAUCGAAAAAACCUUUCAAAUGUGACAUUUGUCACAAAUAAUUUGGAUUCAAUAGUCAUCUCAAAAUUCACCUAGUCCAAAUACAUAAUUAUGGAAAAUGAUCCGAAUGUGAGAUGUGUCAUAAACGAUUUGGAUACAAAGAUAACUUCAAGAAACACUAAAUUUUUUUCACCAACUAGUACGUUGGUGACCCUAGGACCCCUAGGAAACCCUAGGAGGCUGACAUUUGUCUGGAGACGUGUAAACGCAAUGAAGACUUCUGUAACUAAAUUAAUACGCUACGUGAUUGUCGAAAAUUUUUCCAUAUGCU
Messenger RNA from Trichogramma pretiosum, 1306 nucleotides. RefSeq names its product zinc finger protein 530-like. Gene Ontology annotation, biological process: regulation of transcription by RNA polymerase II. NCBI's taxonomy places the organism in Eukaryota, Metazoa, Arthropoda, Insecta, Hymenoptera, Trichogrammatidae. The transcript is spliced from 3 exons. Gene Ontology annotation, cellular component: nucleus. Bases 112 to 1071 code for a protein of 319 amino acids. Gene Ontology annotation, molecular function: DNA-binding transcription factor activity, RNA polymerase II-specific; RNA polymerase II transcription regulatory region sequence-specific DNA binding; zinc ion binding. The record is from RefSeq and is a predicted model, not a curated record.